Messenger RNA from Vitis vinifera (wine grape), 2691 nucleotides. RefSeq names its product disease resistance protein RPM1-like. The record is from RefSeq and is a predicted model, not a curated record. Gene Ontology annotation, molecular function: ADP binding. Lineage: Eukaryota; Viridiplantae; Streptophyta; Magnoliopsida; Vitales; Vitaceae. The transcript has a single exon. Bases 1 to 2691 code for a protein of 896 amino acids. Gene Ontology annotation, biological process: defense response to other organism.
AUGAACUCAGACAUAGGUGGAGAGAUUGCAGGGAGUGCUGUGAGCUUUCUUCUUCUAAAACUUGAGGCUUUCGCAAGUAGAGAAUGGAAUUUGCAGGAAAAUAUCAAAAUGGCAGUCCAAAAUUUAGGACGCGAGCUGCGGAGCAUUGAAGCCCUACUGAGAGAUGCUGCUUCAAAGAAAGAGCAUGAUCACCAAUUCACAGUCUGGAUUCAAAAUGUCCGUGAUCAAGCUUAUGCCAUUGAGGAUGUUCUUGACCUGUUCAGGCUCGAUCAAGAAUCAGUGUGGCGCCGCUUGAAAAUGCGUCACUCCAUCAACAACUUGAUACAGGAUAUUGACUGGAGUCUCCAAAAUAUUCAGCGGACAAAGGAGAGGUAUCGCAGCAUGGCCUCCUAUUCAACCAAUGCUGGCAACAACACAUACCUUCAUGUGAGAAUGGCUCCUUUGUUCAUUGGUAAUGUUGAUACCGUGGGCAUUGAGGAGCCUACAAAUAAGCUGGUUUCUUGGGCCUUGGAACCGAAACAGAGGCUUGAGGUGAUGUUCGUGGUGGGGAUGGCUGGACUGGGGAAGACAACUCUUGUCCACAGCGUGUAUGAGAGGGUGAAGCAGAACUUUGAUUGCCAUGUCUGGACCACAGCCUCAAAGUCCAAAACCAAACUCGAUAUCUUAUGGACCUUGUUAGUAGAGGAAUUGGGCUGUACAAUCACACAGGGGGCCGAUGUGGUUGCUCUGACGCAUAAGCUGCGAAAAUUUCUCAACAACAAACGGUAUGUCAUAGUUCUUGAUGACUUAUGGGUAAAAGAUGUGUGGGAGUCCAUUAGACUAGCCUUGCCAAAUGGUAAGGACAGUAGAAUAAUUAUCACUACAAGGAGAGGCGAUAUAGCUAAUUCUUGUAGAGAUGAUGAUUCUAUUGAUAUCCACAAGCUUCAGCCACUGUCACCGCAAAGGGCUGAGCAACUCUUCUAUAAGAAAGCUUUCUCAAGAAAUGGCAGAUGUCCUUCAGGUUUGGAGGAAGUCUCCAAAUCCAUUUUACAGAAAUGUGAUGGAUUACCACUUGGGAUUAUUGAAAUCGGUAGACUUUUGUCCAUUAAGGCUCCAACUAAAAAUGAGUGGAAAAUAUUACAUGAUAGCCUUGAGUCUGAAUUGAGAAGCAGUGGUGAGCUUUCAAAUAUUAUGAAAGUGUUGUCUGCAAGUUACAAUGAUUUACCUUACCAUCUCAAGUAUUGUUUCUUGUACAUGAGCAUCUUUCCUGAGAGCAACCCAGUUAAGCGAAGAAGACUUAUUCGGCUAUGGAUAGCUGAAGGGUUUGUGAUAGAGAAAAGAGGCAAAACGCUUGAAGAGGUUGGGGAAGAGUACCUGAAUGAGCUGAUUGACAGGAAUCUGAUAAAGGCAAAUGAAAUGGAUUUUGAUGGAAGGCCGACAAGUGUGGGAGUUCAUAGUCUCAUGUUGAAGAUGAUUCUCUCAGUCUCACAUGAGGAGAACUUUUGUACUGUCCGUACAGGGGCAGUAAGAAAGUUGACUGAGAAUACCCGCCGCCUAUCUAUCCAGAAGGAAGAUUUUGAUGUGUCUCAGGACUUACCCUGUGUUCGAACCUUCUUCAGUUUCUGCAUAGGCAAAGUAAGGAUUGGUUCCAAUUUCAAACUAUUGAAGGUCUUGGACAUACAGGGCACUCCUUUGGAAGAAUUUCCGAGUGUAAUUACAGAUCUUCUGCUCUUGAGGUACUUGAGUUUGAGGAAUACAAAUAUAAGGAGAAUCCCUCGGUCCCUCGGUGACCUUCAUCACCUUGAGACCUUGGAUCUUAAGCAGACUCUGGUAACAAAGGUACCUAAAGAAGUCCUACAAUUGGAGAAACUUCGCCAUCUGCUGGUUUAUCGCUACAAUAUGGAAAGUGUCCUACCUUUUGAUAUUGUUCAGGGGUUCAAGGCACCAAAGAGGAUGGGCGCAUUGAAGAACCUACAAAAGCUAUCAUUUGUAAAGGCGAGUGGGCAGCACAGAAUGAGUCGGCAGCACAGUAUGAUACAAGGGCUCGAAAGUCUUACGCAGUUGAGGAAGCUGGGCAUUGUAGAACUGGCAAAAGAAGAUGGGACGAGCUUGUGCCACGCAAUUGUGAAGAUGCGAAAUCUCCAUUCCUUGAAUGUGACAUCUCUUAAUAUAGAGGUGUCUCUAGAGCUUGAUGCAAUGACCAAUCCGCCGCCCCUUCUUCAACGCUUGUACCUCAAAGGGCCUUUGGAAAGGUUUCCAAAGUGGGUAUCUUCUCUACAUGACCUGGUGAGAAUUCGCCUAAAAUGGUCUUCACUCGCAGAAGACCCGAUUGCAGCUCUUCAAAACCUCCCAUAUCUCGUGGAGCUGCAGCUGCUUGAUGCAUACACUGGAACCCAGUUGGACUUCAGGUCGGGAAAAUUUCAGAAGCUUAAGAUAUUAGACCUUCAGCAAUUGGAACAGCUGAAGUCUAUCAUAAUGGAAGAAGGCACAUUGCCUUGCCUACAAAAGCUGAUCAUAAGCCACUGUAGCAAGCUGGUGCAGGUCCCUACAGGUAUUGACAAGCUCAUUCACCUCCAAAUGCUGCUGCUGCACGAUAUGCCCGAACCAUUUGUGAUCAGGCUGAGGAAAAAUGGCGGUCGAUUGCGCCGUUUGGUUCACCACAUUCCGUGUAUUCAUUCAUAUAAUCAGGGCCAGUUGGAAGAUCUUUCUUGA